This is a messenger RNA of Folsomia candida, 3023 nucleotides long. RefSeq lists its product as uncharacterized. The record is from RefSeq and is a predicted model, not a curated record. Lineage: Eukaryota; Metazoa; Arthropoda; Collembola; Entomobryomorpha; Isotomidae. The coding region runs from base 291 to 2750 and encodes 819 amino acids. The transcript has 6 exons.
UGGAAUUCGAGCCAAGAUCACAUCACACAUGUUUCCAUCAAUUUGCAAAUUUUCUUUCACCAAGUGCCAAGUGAAAAUUUCUUGUUUUUGGUACUUAAAAUAUUUUCUGUGGCUAUUUUAUCGUGAGAAAUAGAACGAUUCAUUAGUUCAGGUACUACUAAUCAGUUUGCCAUGAUUGUAGUCUAUAAGUUGUUCGUUGAGUGUGCAAGACACAAGAAGAGAUGAUGAUUUUUAUGUGAACCUGAUAACCUGAUCUUCCCUCGGCAGGACCCAUCUUUUGUAUUUCAAAAAUGCCUGCUCAUUCUGACGACGAAGAAGACCACCAGGAGCAGGAAAAUCGGAUGAGGCAGUACCAGCAACAGCUUCCUCCUCGUGCCAGGUCGCCCUCCCUGCUCUCCGUCAGGGACAUCCGUCAAGCACCUGCUUCUUUUUUCCAAGCUCCACCGCCCAUCCACGUCGAUCUUCCACUCGGCAAGGAUAAAAUUAAGAAAAAAGAAGAAAAAUUAGGAAAGGAAGAUAGGGACGAACAUCCCGAUGAAGAGGAAGACGACGACGACAUCCAAAUCAUCGAUUCCGACCCGGAACCAGAACCACUUCUCCCCAUCAAGAAGGAAGAACCAGCGGAAGUCGUUGAGGACGAUGAUGAUGAUGACGAUAUACAAUGUCUCGGUGAACAAAUACUUGAGAGACAUGAAAUAGUUUUAAGGAAGAAGAGAAAACUAGAGAAGGUUCAGAAACGAGUGAAGCUGAAGAAAAAACAACUUGGAAAUUCUUCGGCCGCCACCGCUAUCCCAUCAACCUCCACUUUUCCACUGCCAACGCAAGGUCGACAAAAUGCAGAUGGACCAUUGCCUCCUACUCUUCCCGGUAAAGCCGCUACGCCAUCGCGGACAAAUAACACCUCUCAUGAGAGUAUGGACGGCAGCGAAAUCUUCUUUGAAGACACCACGGCUCCGCCACAGACAAAUGGUGCCCAGAGAGAGUCAGUUCCACUCCCACAUAACCAACCAACUGCCAAUGUGCCCGCCAGGUACAAUAUAAUCAAUUUUCUCUACGGUGUAAGCCCAGAAGAAGCUCCCAGCAUGGUGACGACGACGGAAACUUAUACCAUGAACGGGGUGGAAGUCCGUGCUUCCAUGAUUCCGGUUACGGUUAAAAAACCCAUAAACAUGCCACCUGCAUCAUCUCAACCUUCAGUACCUCCUCCUACCUCAUCGCAAGUCGUGGAGUCGACUGAGGAAAAUUCAGUAAAUCGGACUGACAAUACAAAAGUUGAUCUACAUGAACCCCGCCCCAAACAUUCUCGCCACAAAGAUAAAUCGCGGCACCGUUCGCGUUCUAACUCUCGGCACCGUUCUUCUUCUAAAUCCCGGCACCGUUCUUCUUCCAAAUCCCGGCACCGUUCUUCUUCCAAAUCCCGGGAUCGUUUGCGUUCCGGGUCAGAUCGACGCAGAUCAAGCUCACGAACCCAUCACCAUACACGUCAUCGUCAUUCCCCAUCACGAUCACGUCCUCCGCUGCCGCCCCAACCCUCUCGUGAACGCGAACGAAGUCGCCACCCUUCUUCCUUCACCACUCAAAUCGACGAAGCAACUCGACGCGCCCGUCAAAACGAGGCCUACUUGAGGGUCAAUUCGCAUCGGCAAUCCAUUACGGUGGAACAACCCCCACCAAGGACUUCAAAACCACAUUCCCUCUUCGCCUCAAGCAACCCAGAAUCCGCCCUCCUCCGCUUGCUCACGUCAUGUUCACAAUGUCCAGAUGCUGUUAUCCGCACUCGAGGCAUGGGAACCCAGCACCAGAAGGAGAAACACAACCUAAAAUACUGCCACGUCUGCUACGAACUCUUCUCAUGCAAAGGGAACGUAUGGAAAGAUCACAUGAUUGAAAAUCAUUCGAUUAAUGAAGGCCAGGAAAUGACCCCUUGUCCAUUUCCAAAUUGUCCAAGUAUCCUCAACUUUGAGGGGCUUUACACGCACAUCGGGAAAGUGCACCUCUGUCCCGAGGAGCAAAUGCAAACGGUCAACUCUCGAGCUCCAAGGGGAGGUCCAAUCCUCAUCGAUCCUGCCCCUUUAAGACCAAGUCUGCCUCCACCAAGAACACAGCCACAGGCCUCGCCCCAACUAGUAAAUAAUGGGAGAAGCACGAAUAAUACUCCUUCUCAUACCAGGGUAGGAAGCCAAAUGCGAGGACAACCACGAAGAUCCCACUACAUCCAGCCGUCUCGACCAACUGCUCCUACAACUAGUCAACAGCCAGGACCAGCUCAUAACAAUAGAAAUCCAUUUGUACAAAAUUCUCUCCGUCCAACCCAUGCCAAUCAACAGACUCAAAUCGUCCAAAGGGACCAGCACUUUCCACCUCCACGGACUGGUCCACGCUUUCAAGGUGGUCGCCCACCCCCAUCAACCAUCCAGUACCGACAAACUCACCCCCCUCUCAACGCCAAUCAACCUGGCUCCACGCACCACAACCCACAACCUUCUCAACAACGUGGUGAACAACAGAGCUCUCGUAAUCAACCGCCUAAUCCGGUUGUGAAUUCGCCAUUCCUGACUCCAAAACAAACAGGAACUUUGGACACUAUCUUCAAUAAAAAGCACACGAUUCCCUCGCGCGAGAAGACCAACAAGAUCGCAGUUUGUUGGGGAAUAGACAUUCAGCUCAUCAAUGAUUAUUUCAUACAUAAGGACGGGUUGUGGCGUCAAAAUCGUUACAAUCAAAAAUCUCAAAGAAGACGCGAAUAUUAAAAGACAUCGAACAGCAAUACAUUACACUUCAACAGAUCAACUAUGCAUCACUACAUGCCACCACUAUUACUUACCGCCUUGAUAAAUUUAAUGUACAAAUUAGCCUGAGUCAGGUAUGGAAUAAAGGUCGAUGCGGACCGAUUUUACGGCUGCAGGGCCAAUUUUUUGUGAUUUUUCUACGGGGCACGAUGUCCCAAUGUUGACGGAAUAAAAAAUCAGAUUUAUCGGCGGCGAGGUGCGUUGACCUACCUGUCCAAAGAUUUAGCCAAAAUA